UUAAGUUCUUUAUUACACCAAUUCCGGUGAUAAUAUUACAGGAGAUGAAUUGUCUGCUGUGACACUUUUUUUCAAACUAAAGACCGGUUAAAUUCGCCUUAAAUACUUAGUCGAAUUGUAUUCAAAAUCAUAGUAAUGCCCACAUAGACUUACAUGGCGUUGUAUUUAAUAGACGAUUAUCUCCACUGACUGUAGUACUACAGGUAUUGGCUCCCGUGCCUACUGUUUUUUUUUUUCAAGCAAAAACAUUCAGCAACGGGAAAACCCGCCACUAACUAACUUGGACAAGCGAGCGCCAUUUCCAGGCUCGUAACAUCGGCUAUAUAGUGGAGCGAGAGGCUGGUGCCAGAGGCGCCGGAAGCGGAGCGGUGUCUGUUAGCAUACCCGGGCUGGUGGGGGACGCUAUGGCUGCGGGAAAGGGAGCGGGGAAGCCCGCCUCGCUGUGGGACAACAUGAGGAUCAGGUUCAUCGUUUGCUUCUUUGGAGUCUUCGUUUGUUAUUUUUACUACGGAAUCCUACAGGAGACAAUCACACGCGGGGACUAUGGCCAUGAGAAGUUCAGAUAUGCUCGCACUUUGGUUUUCAUCCAGUGCAUAAUCAACGCUGUGUUUGCAAGGAUCUUGAUACAGGUUUUCGAGGGCUCUAAACCAGAUCCCACUAAAAGCUGGCUCUACGGCCUGUGUUCCCUUUCUUAUGUUGGAGCCAUGGUGUCCAGUAACUCUGCCCUGCAGUUUGUCAAUUACCCCACACAAGUAUUGGGAAAAUCCUGCAAGCCCAUACCGGUGAUGAUUCUUGGUGUGACCAUACUAAGGAAGAGAUAUCCGCUGGCUAAGUAUCUGUGUGUGUUGCUGAUUGUGACCGGGGUCGCUCUGUUCCUCUAUAAGCCCAACAAGAGCACGGCUGCUGUGGACGAUCAUAUCUUUGGCUUCGGAGAGAUUCUGUUGUUGGUCUCGCUGACUCUGGACGGGUUGACGGGCGUGGCACAGGACCACAUGAGGGCUCGCUUCCAAACGGGAGCCAAUCACAUGAUGCUGAACAUCAACGUGUGGUCCACUCUCAUUCUCGGGUUUGCGGUUCUGUGGACGGGGGAGGUUUGGGACUUCCUGAGUUUUGCGGAGCGCCACCCGACCAUCUUUUACAAUAUUCUUCUGUUCGGACUGACCAGCGCUUUAGGCCAGACGUUCAUUUUCAUGACGGUGGUGUACUUUGGGCCUCUGACCUGCUCCAUCGUCACCACCACACGGAAGUUCUUCACAAUUCUCGGUUCGGUUAUUUUGUUCGGGAACGUCAUGAGUUCGAUGCAGUGGAUCGGCACUGUCCUCGUGUUCCUCGGUCUCGGGUUGGAUGCUAAAUUUGGGAAAACCCCUAAAAAGACGAUGCAUUGAGGCAUCUCAUCGAAACAGUCAGUGUUUUAGGGGGUGUCCUGUUCAGAUGAACUGUCCGCGCCGGGAAUCCUCUAAAUAUCCUCAGCUGUAUUUAAAACUGAGCGGCCGCCGUUUUGAACUGUAGCUUUUAUGUGCCGUGGAUGUUUGAAGAAAUGAAAUACACAUUGGAUCAAGGCCAGAGUCGACCAUUGAACCUCAAACAAAAAAUGAGAUUUCAUGGACAAAAACGAACUGAUGCAAGCGGAAAAUCCUGCAUUUCUUUAUUAAACCCAUUUCUCUGCAAGUGGACAUUAAAUGGAACAAAUUCAAAGAUCUUCAAAGUGAAGUAAAAUCCAAAUGUUUUGCCAAUAAAUAAUUAUGAUUGUCAGUUUUCAUCCAUUGACUGUACUAUCAUUUAAAAUGUGUUGGUUUUGUCUUUUGCAAUUAUUAUUUUUAUUUUGUACAAGUUAAAAAUAACACACUAUAAAAAAGGGAAAUGGUUAUAAUCCUUUUGUCAUUGUGCUUCUUCUUGGGUUUUCAUAUCAGUUGUAAUUCUAAAUUUUAACUGGUUUAAUGUCAUUUAUCAGUUCCAUAACUUUAUGUGCAAUGUAAAGGGCUUUAAACAUCAUUGAGCUGUGAAACAGCAAUUUAAGACUGGGGAUGAACUUUAUGAAUCCAUUACUCCAUCACUAAAUGGACCUGGUAACUAUGACCAAUACAAAGUUUUAGUAAGAUAAACUGCAGUCUUCGAUA
Messenger RNA from Oryzias latipes (Japanese medaka), 2117 nucleotides. RefSeq names its product solute carrier family 35 member B1 (gene slc35b1). Gene Ontology annotation, cellular component: endoplasmic reticulum membrane; Golgi membrane. Gene Ontology annotation, biological process: UDP-galactose transmembrane transport. The record is from RefSeq and is a predicted model, not a curated record. Gene Ontology annotation, molecular function: UDP-glucose transmembrane transporter activity; UDP-galactose transmembrane transporter activity. Lineage: Eukaryota; Metazoa; Chordata; Actinopteri; Beloniformes; Adrianichthyidae.